This is a messenger RNA of Mytilinidion resinicola, 4998 nucleotides long. Its product is annotated as ABC drug exporter AbcA. The coding region runs from base 89 to 4774 and encodes 1561 amino acids. Gene Ontology annotation, molecular function: ATP binding; ABC-type transporter activity; ATP hydrolysis activity. NCBI's taxonomy places the organism in Eukaryota, Fungi, Ascomycota, Dothideomycetes, Mytilinidiales, Mytilinidiaceae. Gene Ontology annotation, biological process: transmembrane transport. The transcript has 3 exons. The record is from RefSeq and is a predicted model, not a curated record. Gene Ontology annotation, cellular component: membrane.
UUCAAUUUGUGUCAGCCCUGUUUGUCCGUGGUGUGUUGUUUUCCUUCUCGUCGCUCUCUGGCCGCAACGCCAUCCACCUUUCCUCACCAUGUCGCUCGUCGGCAACUUUGCCUUUGGCAACACUGACAAGCAGGAGGAGCAUCAUACUGCAACCUCCCAGGUCACCCAUAAUGUCAACAGAGAGCGCUCCGAGUCAGGCCCGGACGUCGCCUCCGACUCCUCCACUCUAUCGCCUGAGAAGCCAGAGCCAGUGUCCCGCGAUGGUGUAGCUGCCACUGACGAGAAGGGUGAGAAGAGGCAGUCCAGCAGUGCCGGGGACGACUCUGAAGACGAGCGGAGAGAAGCUCAAGUCCACCAAUUGGCCCGUCGACUGACCCAGGCCUCAACCUUCUCCGCGAGUGGACAGGACCCUUUCGAACCCGAGCCCAACUCGGCCCUAGAUCCCAAUGGCGAGCAUUUCAGCGCAAGAGCAUGGGCGAGGGCUAUGCUCAAUCUCCACAAGUCGGACGAGAAGGCAGCUCCCAUGAGAACUGCCGGCGUGUCUUUCAAGAACCUCAACGUCCACGGAUUUGGCUCUGCCACCGACUACCAAAAAAGCGUAGGCAAUGUCUUGUUUGAGGGAAUUGGCAUUGUGAAGACCCUCCUGGGACGGUCUAAGCAGCGGAAAAUCGACAUUCUCCAAAACCUGGAUGGCUUGGUCGAGAGCGGGGAGAUGCUUGUCGUCUUGGGCCCGCCUGGAUCUGGAUGUUCCACUUUCCUCAAGACGAUUGCCGGCGAAACUCACGGCUUCGUCGUGGAACCGAACUCCUAUCUCAACUAUCAGGGCAUCAGUGCCAAACACAUGAACCAUGACUUCCGCGGAGAGGCCAUCUACACCGCAGAAGUCGAUGUCCAUUUCCCCAUGCUUACCGUUGGCGACACCCUCACCUUCGCCGCGCGGGCUAGAGCUCCCCGCCACAUUCCCGGCGGAGUCGAUAAACACACUUUUGCCGAGCACAUGCGAGACGUCAUCAUGGCUAUCUUUGGCAUCUCCCACACCAUCAACACACGCGUAGGAAACGAUUAUAUCCGCGGCGUCAGUGGUGGAGAGCGCAAGCGUGUCAGUAUCGCUGAGGCCUCCCUUAGCGGUGCUCCCUUGCAAUGCUGGGACAACAGUACCCGUGGUCUGGACAGUGCCAAUGCCAUCGAGUUCUGUAAGACCCUGCGCAUGGCGACGGACAUCCAAGGCGCCACGGCUUGCGUUGCCAUUUACCAAGCUCCUCAGUCGGCCUAUGAUCAUUUCGAUAAGGUCCUCGUGCUCUACGAGGGACGCCAGAUCUUCUUCGGCCGGACUGGAGAAGCGAAGAAGUAUUUCACGGACAUGGGAUUCAUCUGCCCUGACCGACAAACCACUGCUGAUUUCUUGACCUCCAUGACCAGCCCGUUGGAGCGUGUUGUUCAGCCUGGCUGGGAAGCUCGUGUUCCGAGGACUCCCGACGAGUACGCGCAGCGAUGGAAGGACAGCCAGAACCGAAAAGAGCUCCUCCAGGCCAUCGAACGCUACGACCAGCAGUAUCCAAUUGGAGGCGAGAGCUUCGAGCAAUUCAAGCAGUCGCGACGAGCCACACAGGCCAAGAGACAGCGAGUCACAUCUCCAUACACGCUAUCAUAUGGACAACAAGUCCGUCUCUGCCUUUGGCGAGGCCUUCAAAGACUCAAGGGCGAUCCAAGUCUGACCUUGACCAUGUUAUUCGGCAACUUUAUCUUCGCUCUAAUCAUUGGCAGUGUUUUCUACAACCUGAAACACGACACUGGUAGUUUCUACUCACGGGGCGCCCUCCUUUUCUUUGCCAUCUUGAUGAACGCAUUUGGUAGUGCUCUAGAGAUUCUCACGCUCUAUGCACAACGUCCCAUUGUCGAAAAACACUCCCGAUAUGCCCUCUAUCACCCGUCUUGCGAGGCUUGGGCUUCCAUGCUGACGGACAUGCCGUACAAGAUCCUCAACGCCUUUACUUUCAAUAUGGCUCUCUAUUUCAUGACCAAUCUUCGCAGAGAACCAGGAGCCUUCUUCUUUUUCAUCUUGAUCUCGUUCGUACUCACCUUGGUCAUGUCCAUGCUGUUCCGGACGAUCGCCUCCAUUUCAAGGACUCUAUCUCAAGCCAUGGCUCCCGCAGCCGUUUUGAUCUUGGCCCUGGUCAUCUACACUGGCUUCACGAUUCCAACAAGAUACAUGCUUGGCUGGUCACGAUGGAUCAAUUAUCUGGACCCUGUUGCAUACGGAUUUGAGUCCCUCAUGAUCAACGAGUUCCAUAAUCAGAACUACUCGUGCUCUGUUUUCGUCCCUUCAGGCAAGGGAUACGAAGGCAUCACUCUCACCAACCAGAUCUGCUCUCAGGUGGGAUCGACUCCUGGCUCAGCCACUGUGAAUGGAGACCAUUACAUCAACAGCGCUUUUGGAUACUAUCACGUCCAUAAGUGGAGGAACCUCGGCAUUCUGUUCGUUUUCAUGCUCGGUCUCAUGUGCUGUUAUCUUGCCGCAACCGAAUACAUCACUGCAAAGAAAUCCAAGGGUGAGGUCCUUGUCUUCCGUCGUGGCCAUAAGUUCUUGGAUCAAAAGGGCGGCGAUGCCGAAUCCGCUGAUCCUAGCCGUGCUGUCGUCGCCUCCAAUACCGAGGAUCAUACUGCCAUUAUCGAACGCCAAACUGCCAUCUUCCAGUGGAAGAACGUUUGCUAUGACAUCAAGAUUAAAGGCCAGCCCCGCAGGAUUCUGGACCACGUCGACGGUUGGGUGAAACCAGGUACUCUUACCGCUUUGAUGGGUGUGUCCGGCGCCGGUAAAACCACUCUUUUGGACUGUCUUGCUACUCGUACCACUAUGGGAGUUAUCAGUGGUGAAAUGCUGGUGGACGGCCUACCACGUGACGCCUCAUUCCAACGUAAGACCGGCUACGUCCAGCAACAAGAUCUACAUCUUUCCACGUCAACGGUUCGGGAGGCCCUUAACUUCAGCGCUCUGCUUCGCCAGCCUGCUCAUGUUCCCCGCCAGGAAAAGUUGGAUUACGUGGAAGAGGUUAUCAAGCUUUUGGAAAUGCAAGACUACGCUGAUGCAGUUGUCGGUGUUCCUGGUGAAGGGCUCAACGUCGAACAGCGCAAGCGAUUGACAAUUGGUGUCGAAUUGGCUGCCAAGCCCGCUCUCCUUCUAUUCCUCGAUGAGCCAACAUCCGGCUUAGACAGUCAAACUUCUUGGGCUAUCCUGGAUCUUCUGGACAAGUUGACCAGGAACGGACAAGCUAUUCUCUGCACCAUUCAUCAGCCAUCUGCUAUGUUGUUCCAACGUUUCGACCGAUUACUAUUCCUUGCUAGGGGCGGCAAGACCGUCUACUUUGGCGACAUUGGCGAAAACUCUAAGACUCUGAGCAACUAUUUCGAGAGGAACGGUGCCCACCCCUGUCCCAUCGAGGCCAAUCCGGCUGAAUGGAUGCUCGAAGUUAUUGGCGCUGCUCCAGGAACCACGACCGAGAUUGACUGGCCCGAAGUUUGGCGCAACAGCCCCGAAAUCGAAGAGGUCCAUGAGGAACUAGCUGCACUCAAAGAAGAAAGGCCUGCUGCGACAGCUCUCCAGCGCACCGCUUCUGCUGCUUCUCGGAAGAGGAAGGAGGAACAGGCAGCUUACCGGGAGUUUGCCGCACCAUUCGGCGCACAGAUGAAGGAGGUCACGGUCCGAGUCUUCCAGCAGUACUGGCGCACGCCUUCCUACAUCUACGCGAAGUUCGCCCUGUGUUUUUUUUCCGCCUUAUUCAUCGGUUUCUCGUUCUUCAAGGCCCGCAACAGUAUUCAAGGCCUGCAGAACCAAAUGUUCUCCAUCUUCAUGUUGAUGACAAUUUUCGGCAACUUGGUACAACAGAUCAUGCCGCACUUCGUCACGCAACGUGCGCUUUACGAAGUUCGAGAGAGGCCGUCCAAGGCCUACUCCUGGAAGGCGUUCAUGUUGUCCAACAUCAUCGUGGAGCUGCCUUGGAACGGUCUUAUGGCCAUUGUCAUCUUCUUCUGCUGGUACUAUCCCAUCGGUCUUUACCGGAACGCCGAGCCUACCGACUCGGUUCACGAGCGUGGAGCCCUCAUGUUCCUCUUCAUUCUUACCUUCCUUCUCUUUACCAGCACUUUCACGCAUAUGUGUAUCGCUGGUAUCGAGACUGCUGAGGCGGGAGGAAAUAUUGCGAACAUGGUCUUCUCGUUUACUCUCAUCUUCUGCGGUGUCCUAGCAACCCCAUCGGCUCUCCCUGGCUUCUGGAUCUUCAUGUACCGCGUGUCCCCAUUCACCUACCUAAUCUCAGGCAUGCUCUCUACUGCCGUCGCCAACACAGAGGUCAUAUGCGCUUCAAACGAAUUCCUCAAGUUCAACCCUACCACCGGACAGUGUUGGGAAUUCAUGGCACCCUACAUUAACACCAUGGGUGGCAAGCUCCAAAACCCCAACGCUACUGAGGCUUGCAGCUACUGCCAGAUUUCAGACACCAACGUCUUCCUUGCGAGUGUGGUCAGCUACUGGGACCAGGCGUGGCGCAACUUUGGCAUCAUGUGGGCGUACAUCAUCUUCAACGUCUUUGCGGCCUUAGCUUUCUACUGGCUUCUUCGUGUGCCAAGAGUGAAGAAGGAAGAGACUGAAGCAGCGCCCGACCCAACUCUAGAGCCAGUCAAGAGCCGAGGCAGCAUGAUAAGGCAACGCACCCAGAGCUUCAGCAGGCAGAAGACGAGGGAGUCGCACAAGGCUGAGUUGCACAAGGCUGACCAGUAGCGCGAAACGUAGUGAUGGUCGAUACGGCCUUUCUAAUUAUGUAUAGGAUUUCAAAGCGAGCGGUUGGUACGUUGCUAUGCUGGGAUAGAUGGGUUUGAUUUUGAUUGCAUAGGCCCGUCUUUCUGUAUCUGCUUUGACUAGGACGGUCUGGCGCUGGAUAUCUUUUGCUAAGACCCCUGCUGGGACACUAAUUCCUUUUUUUUUUGUUGUCGAAAAGCGGCAUC